Suillus discolor is the source of this 717-nucleotide messenger RNA. RefSeq lists its product as uncharacterized. Bases 1 to 717 code for a protein of 238 amino acids. Lineage: Eukaryota; Fungi; Basidiomycota; Agaricomycetes; Boletales; Suillaceae. The transcript has 4 exons. The record is from RefSeq and is a predicted model, not a curated record.
AUGACCCACCCAGGGCACUCCCCCACAACAUAUCAACAGGAUUUCUUUGGUCACAUCGAAUAUCGAUCAAGCAAACCCAUCAAAGCUUACAAAAAAUGGUCCAUUACCAAUAUCGACACCAUCAUCAAACCGAUAGAACCGAUCAUCAGGGCGAGCCUUGAUUUGGCUGAAUUUCGCCAAAGUGUACAGGACGGCGCCGAUGAAAAAUAUUCAUACUCACCAUUGCUAUGUGGCGAGCCGUAUGGGCUGAGAACAAGUCAAAGAAGAACGAAGUCGAAGGGAGACCCAUACUCGUGUUACGGUCGGCACCCUCCGUUUUCUCAUUCUCGUGACACUGGCGUUCCCGAUGAUCCCGUCUUCUAUCGUCUCGCGUUGAAGACUGUGGGACGACCUUUGUGCGACGCUGACACAACAAAAGAUUUCAUUUUAGGGUCUCUCGCUGCACUCAGAGGACAUCAAAUACUCGCGGAGCAAGGUGUUCUUCAUCGAGAUAUGAAUCCAGGCAAUAUCAUUUUCGGUGGUCCGGAUUGUGCUGAAGGCUGGUCGCAGAUUUCGAACUUGCCUCGGUGGCGCAGCCAGACUCCAGAGACUGAAACCGUAGUUUUAUUGCAUCCGCCCUCUCUCGCUGCGGGCCAGUUGAACACUAAAAGUGUCUUUCUGGAGGACACUGUUUCGUCGGGUACUGCUUUGUUGUGGCUGAAGAACUUCUAUCCAUGA